AUGGCGUAUACAGGAGGACCGAUUAUGAUGUCAUUUGUUAUUGAUGAAUUGAGGAAGAAGACGUAUGAUUUAUCAGAUAUUUUAUAUGAAAUUCCUUGGGAGAAUAUGUCAAUAUCAAAUCAAAAAAUAGUAAUGCUUGUUUUACAAAAAAUGCAAAUCAUAAUGGACUUCAAGGCCUUUGGUGGAAUACGAGCUGGAAUCGCACCUAUGAUAUCGAUACUAAAAACCACUUUUUCAUACUACGUUAUGCUAAAGUCGACUGUGACAGUGGAA
This is a messenger RNA of Brenthis ino (lesser marbled fritillary), 273 nucleotides long. NCBI's taxonomy places the organism in Eukaryota, Metazoa, Arthropoda, Insecta, Lepidoptera, Nymphalidae. The record is from the annotation of a GenBank genome assembly.